AUGCCGCCGUUUUCAUCGCCUCAAGGCAAUGCACCGCAGACGCUGGCUGCUCUGUGGUGCCUUGUAGCCCUGGCCUUGGUAUUCGUCCUCCUCAGGCUUUAUACCCGGUAUAAAGUCAUUGAUGCUAUAGGGAUAGAUGAUCAUCUCUUCAAUAUUGCAUUCGUCCUCCUGGUCACAUACUGCGUUCUGAUCACGAUAUCUGCCUUCUAUGGCUUCGGAUUAAUUCGCGACGACGUGCCCGAUCCAUGGGAUCGAUCAAUGGUGAUAAUUCUCACAAAUGCUGGGCAGACUGUUGUUGGAGUUGCGGUCUGGAUUUCCAAGACCGCUCUGGCUUUCUUUCUGCUGCGCAUCUUCGGCGCAUGUGGUCGAAAGACGCGGUGGACGAUUAUACUGCCGCCUGCUCUUCUUGGGCUGUUUGUGACAUCGGGACUUCUGGCAUUCUGGCUUGAAUGUCGGCCGAUAUCUUUUCUGUGGGACCGGCUGAAUCCGGAUGGAGUCUGCGGUGACAGUGCCGUGUACUUGAACCUCAUUGCCGCCAUCCUGAGCUUCUUCUGUGAUUUUAUUUUCGCGGCUCUACCGUGGUGGACCCUCAAGAAUAUCCAGAUGCCACCUCGGGAGAAGAACAUUGUGCUGUACAGUCUUAGCUUGGGCAUUUUCGCGGGCGCGUGUGGCAUAAUGAGAGCAGUCGAGCUGCCAUCAAUGUCUGAUGGGGAAUACAUGAGAGACAGAGCAGCAUUAAUCAUCUGGCAUGCAGCAGAGCUGACAGUCACCAUGGUUGCCAUCGGAAUUCCAGUUUGCCGGCCCCUGUGGAAAGACUGGGUGAGUCGGCUGCUGCCAGGCAGCGAAAUGGACCAGAGGUACUCGGCCAGUUACUUUAGUGGUCAGCAGCGGACUAUUGGAGGCUCCGAAAUGUGGCCAUCCAAAGGUGACGAUUCAAAGCCGAGGUCAAAGUCCAGAAAGGGUAGCAAGGGCAGCAAGUCCUUGCCGAGUAAUAUCAUUGACUCAGACGAUAUCGAGAUGAUGGACACACGGAAUACAGGAGGAAGAGAUGACAUCGACAAUCGCGCAAUGCGCAUGCCUGGGGCAAAGGGUCUGUGA
Messenger RNA from Diaporthe amygdali, 1098 nucleotides. RefSeq lists its product as uncharacterized. Bases 1 to 1098 code for a protein of 365 amino acids. The transcript has 6 exons. The record is from RefSeq and is a predicted model, not a curated record. Lineage: Eukaryota; Fungi; Ascomycota; Sordariomycetes; Diaporthales; Diaporthaceae.